CGGCUGAAUCGCUCGAAAAGACGUGGAGAGAAAGCCAGCGGUUGUUUUCUCUGUUCAAGGGAAUGUUUGUGAUUCAGAAUUUAUAUCCUUUUGGUUGGACUGCUCUGUUUCUUAACACAUACGCUGGGUCAGUUAUUGGAAACGUUGAUCAUUGCAGAUCGAGUGUACUAUUUACAAAGACACGGAGCAAAUGUCAAGGUGGUGUGUGCAUUUGAACGCAAGAAAUCACCUCGAUGCAUGCUUAUUCAGGCAGUAAAGAAUCAUUCACCUAUGUGUUCUGUUUGUUUGUCAAUCCUUUUCUAUAUUCAGGUUUGCUACUCGAUUUUAAUUGACUUUGCACACAAUCAAUCAACUGUCAAGUUCAUUACCACCAAAAACAGAAUAACGACAUUAUUACGAUUCUAUCAUAUUUGCAAACGUUUCACUAUUCUUUUGGGGUUGAUACUGCCGUAUUUUUUGAUUCACGUACCUCACUUUUCAAAGGGAUCUUCAUUCUACAAAAUGGAAAGAAUUGAUUUGGAAUAAAUAGCGAUCUGCUCCUUUUUCCCAAAUAUUCUUUAGUAUUAUCGAAUACUAUUGAUUGAAUAUGUCCCUAUACUAUCUGUUGUGCUUGAUCAUUGUUUCUUUGUCUCUAUCUUUGGAAAUGAAUCCCAACGCUGGUAAGAAGUCAAACUGGCCGGAAGUCGUCGGACUUCCCUUCGUUGAAGCUGAGAAGGUGAUUAUGGGAGAUCGCCCGGAUUGCAAGGUUAUCCACGUUAAGCCUGGUGUACGAAUGACGCGCGACUACAAUCCGUUCCGUGUAUUUGUGAUCACAGAGAAGGAAGAGCCUUACAAAGUGGUCUCUCCCCCUGGCUGUGGAUAAUUGAAGUUUUUGUUUAUUU
This is a messenger RNA of Blastocystis hominis, 881 nucleotides long. RefSeq lists its product as hypothetical. The record is from RefSeq and is a predicted model, not a curated record. Gene Ontology annotation, molecular function: serine-type endopeptidase inhibitor activity. Gene Ontology annotation, biological process: response to wounding. The coding region runs from base 644 to 862 and encodes 72 amino acids. The transcript has 3 exons. NCBI's taxonomy places the organism in Eukaryota, Bigyra, Opalinata, Blastocystidae.